This is a messenger RNA of Carassius auratus (goldfish), 2456 nucleotides long. Its product is annotated as sphingosine kinase 1-like. Gene Ontology annotation, cellular component: cytoplasm; intracellular membrane-bounded organelle; membrane. The record is from RefSeq and is a predicted model, not a curated record. NCBI's taxonomy places the organism in Eukaryota, Metazoa, Chordata, Actinopteri, Cypriniformes, Cyprinidae. The transcript has 5 exons. Gene Ontology annotation, biological process: cellular response to growth factor stimulus; phosphorylation; sphingosine biosynthetic process. The coding region runs from base 274 to 1818 and encodes 514 amino acids.
UUCUUUUUUUCUUUUGGUUUAGUUGAUUAAUAAUCUCUCUCUCUCUCAUGUUCCACGGUAGGUAAAGUGUUAAUUCAUGCACACAGGGUCAUGGUAUUUGUUCAGAGAUCACAGUCCUCACACAGUUCAAUCAGAUCUCAGGAGUGUCCUGUCCUGUCCCGAGUGUCCCGGUCACGCCCUUAGCCUCCGUUAUUUUAAUGUCAUGCCACUUUUCCGUCACUAGGGAGAGAUGUGAACUCUCUCGCCCGCGCGCACACACACACACUCGUGCACAUGUGUUUAAAGAGCGUCCCGCGGAAGCACGCACUCACUGCAGCUCCGUCCCGCCGCGGGAUGGAUGAACCGGACGCGGCGCCUCAGCGGAACGGGUCCGCCGCGGGCGCGCGCAUGCACGGUUUGUUCACGGACGCGGACACCGGGCGGCUCACAGUCGCGCUGACUCUGUCGGACAGCUGCCUGACGGUCCGGAGGAUCGACUGCGCUUCACCGCCGGAGCACCUGGACCUGCGCGACUGUCUGGGGAGCCGCGCGCACCGGGGCGAAGCACAGGGUGCGCAGCUCUGCGUGUAUUUCUACCCGUACCGGCGCCGCUGGAUGGUCUCGGCCCCGGUGCGCCAAAGGGACGAGCGGCGCUUUCGACUCGGCACGGAGGAAAGCGAUGAGGACGCGAGCCUGCGCGAGGCGCAACGGUGGGCGCGCGCCAUCAACACCGCGCGGCGUCCGGAACACACGCACGGUGUGUUGUUCUCUGAGGUCCAUCGACCGUGUGGCGUGAUGGUAUUGGUCAAUCCUCAGAGUGGGCGGGGCCAAGCCAUGGCUCUCUAUAACAGCCACGUUCAGAGGAUGCUCACCGAGGCAGAUAUACCACACACACUCUUCAUCACAGAGCGUCAGAAUCACGCGCGGGAUCUGGUGCGGAGCGCUGACCUGACGCAGUGGGACGCUCUGCUCAUUCUGUCUGGAGACGGACUGCUGUUUGAGGUAGUGAACGGUCUAAUGGAGAGGCAGGAUUGGGAAAAGGCCAUCCAGACUCCUCUGGGAAUCCUGCCCGGAGGUUCAGGAAAUGCACUGGCUGCGUCUGUCCAUCACUACACACGCGCGUCUCCGGUGUGGGGUGAAGAUCUGCUCACCAGCUGUGGCUUCUUGCUGUGUAAGGGUCUGGUGUCUAACCUGGACCUGGUCUCCAUCCGUCUGUCGUCCGGUGCCCGUGUCUUCUCCUUCCUGUCUCUGGCCUGGGGCUUCGUGGCCGACGUGGACAUCGAGAGCGAGCAGUUCCGGCAGAUCGGAGCGCUGCGCUUCAUGCUCGGCACGCUUCUGCGCCUGGCCUCCUUACGGGUCUAUCAGGGAAAACUGGCCUUCCUGCCCGCCGAGAGCAAGAGCGGACCGGACUCCGCGAGCUCUCCCCCCGCCGACAGCCGGCUGCCCGACCACCUGCUCGCCCCGCUGGAGCAGCCCGUCCCGCGGGACUGGACGCUGGUGGAGGAGCGGGAGUUCGUCCUGGUGCUCGCCAUGUUCCAGUCGCACCUGAGCGAGGAUCUGCUGGCGGCUCCGGACGCACGCGCAGACGACGGGCUCAUCCACCUGUUCUACGUGACUGCGGGAAUCUCGCGCGCGGCGCUGCUGCGGCUGUUCCGGGCCAUGCAGAGCGGGACGCACCUGGACUGCGGCUGCGCACACCUGGUGUACCGGCGCGCGCGAGCGUUGAGGCUGGAGCCGCUGAGCGCGGCGGGCGUCAUGACGGUGGACGGGGAGUGCGUGGAGCACGGGCCCGUUCAAGCGCAGGUGCACAGAGGAGUGGCGCGCCUCAUCUCCGCGUGAACCAGCUACAACCGUUCAAGGGUCAGAUUAGAAUUAGAGCGCAAUUCCAUUCCAUUUACCAACAGUGCGCACUUUUAGGCGCUAAGUCUUCACUGUGCAUCCUGACAGACCUGUUUUAACGCCAAAAGACGGUUUACGCUGGCGGAAGCUGUUAGUAAAUCUGGCCCUUAAACGGGAAAUCCUUUACCUGAAGCAACCGCACAAUCCUGACUGGCUGCCGUUAAACUUGAAUUUAAUGUUCGUUCGUUUGUUUUAUUGAGGAAUUGUAAUUUUGAGUGAAUCUCACUAAACCAGGUGUCCCCCAAAAUUAAAAGGAAAAACGGGAAAUUAAAUGAUAUUCUUUGUGGGUUACAAGAUUGACUGUUUUUACAUUGACAUUGUGUCCCUGACAUAAGUGUGCAUAAUUUAAAUAUGCAAAAAAAAUAUUUCUUUUCUUAGAUUUUUUGGAAUGAAAUGUGAACUUGAGCCGGUUGAGAGUCAUCCCUCCUGAUGCUUGUUCAUCUGAAAACAUGUCUAGGUUGCAUUUCACCCCACAAAAAAAAGAAAAAAAGAAAAACAUAUUUUGCAUUAGAAAAAUGUAAUGUUUUUACAAGUUUACAUUAAUUUUCCUGACAGUUAAACAUAUUAAACUAAACUAU